Tetrahymena thermophila SB210 is the source of this 2358-nucleotide messenger RNA. RefSeq names its product polycystin cation channel protein. NCBI's taxonomy places the organism in Eukaryota, Ciliophora, Oligohymenophorea, Hymenostomatida, Tetrahymenidae. The transcript has 2 exons. The record is from RefSeq and is a predicted model, not a curated record.
AUGAAUAUUCGAGUUGUUAAUGCUCAUAAAUUUGUAAAAUUAUUUAAGCUAUUCUUAUUGAGCAGCGAAUUGCAAAAUAUCCUAGUUGGAUUACUCAUUGUUAUUUAUCCUCUUCAGGUAUUAUUUUAGGAGUUUAGCUAGCAAAAUCAAAUAAGAAUAUCAGAAUUAAAACAAAUUUACUCUUUUGAUGCCUUCAACUCCAUAAAUUAAAACGCUGAUUUGUACAAAUUUCUUUAAAAAAAGUUAAUCCCUUAAAUUUAUUUAAACUUUCCUACUCCUUUUUUGCUGUAUGCAUAUCCAAUUAUAUACUAAUCUGUUAGAUAAAAUUCUAACUCUGAUCUAUAAUAAUAGAUAACAUGCAUACAUGAUACUUCAGUUUCAAAUUCUACAGUUUGUGAUUUAAGUAUUAUGAGCUAACGAGAGCAAGAUAUAAUUUAGCAGAUAUUUGUAGCUGAUAAUUCGAAUUUUACUUAAAAUUGUGCUACUUAAGGUUACUUUUCUUACUAUGGAGAUUGUCCUUAUAUUGCUAUGUUAGGUAGAGACAACUAUUCUGAUAUAUUAGAUGCAAUGUAGAAACAUUAAUGGAUUAAUUCAGAUACUGUGUUUGUUAUGUGCGAAUUCAGUAUGUACGAUGUGAUUUCGCAGAGCUACUUUUACAUUCAAUUUAUAACUGAAUAUGAUUCUACAAAUACCUAUUUGCUUUCUAAAUCAAUAUAGCAUAGUAUCAUUAUACAUAAUGACUAAGCCUUUACAAUUACUAUUUUGGUGUUUAUGUUUGUUUUAAAUAUUCUUUACAACCUUAAAAUGCUACUUGAAUUUAAUUUGGUUACUAAUCGAUGGACGCUUGUUGGUCAUCUCGUUAAUAUGCUAGCUAGCUGGGCAUACAUUGGCUUCAAUCUUGCUAUUCAAGUCCUCUCCAAAAAAAUUGUUAAUUUUUAGACUUUAAAAAAUUUAGAUCAAUUGCAAAAAAUGCAAAACUUAAGUGCCCUCUUUAUAUUUUUGAUAUUGCCUUUCAGAAUAUUUACUUGGAUAACACAAUUUAAAUACUUUAGAUGGUUAAAAAAAUUCUCUAAUGUUGUGUUCAAGACAUUUCCUGGUAUUUUUAUGGCUCUAGUGAUGUUUUUGAUAGUUUAUUUAUUUGCUGUUUAGAUGAAUUAAGUAAAAUUAUAUUCAGAUUUAUCUGAGCUAUAUUACGACAUAGCAACAGCAUUUCUUUCAGCUUUUGAUACUAACAUACAAGAAAUAUCCGAAAAGGGUUAUGGCACGAUAUAAACAAUACCAUACCUAUACAUAUUCCCAGCAAUAUUUAAAAUAAUCAGCUUCUUCUUGUUCUUAUAUUUUUUAUCUCUCUUCAUUGACUUGUUUAGGAAGUCUGCCCAAUUAGAGUUUAGAGAAAAGUCUAAAUUUGAACAAGAAUUCAGCGAUUUGCUGGAAGAACUUGACUCAAGAGUUGAAUCAACAAAAGAAGUGAUUAGAGAGUACAUUGAGAAAGAAAACAAGAACAAAGAAAACGAUUAAAACUAAAAAAUACUGCUUUAUUUUCAUCUAAAAUCUCCCUCUUAGGAGUAAGAAAAAAGAUUUGAAAUGUUCUAAGAUGAAUCGACAGAACAAGAACAAGAAACAUAAGAAUGCAUUUACAAUGAAUGUGCUGAGAACUAAGUUGUAAUAAGAAAAUUUGAUGAUUUUGAGCAAAUGGUGCAAUUUAUUGUUUGCUUAACGAAUAUAAAGAGCUAGUAUUUCUCCUUAAAAAGUGGAGAGAAGCUGAGAAUAUUUUUUUAUAUAGAAGAUCAAGAUUUUUUUAAAUGUAGCAAAGUAAAUCAACUCAAUUCAUUUUUAGAAUUGCUCAAAAAUAAAAAAUUGAUUUUCCCAAUUCUAUAUUUUUCUCCAACAUUUCAGUUUAGUCAUUAGAUGCAAGUUGCAUUGAGAAGAGUUUAUAGUUUGUCUCUGUGCAGCGAUAGCUAAGAAGUAUUGCAAAAAUUUUGCAAUUUGAACCUAAAAUUUAAGAGUCUUUAGCAGUGUAUUUACUUUUAGGAGGAUUUCAAUUAAAAAAGAAAUAGCAUAAAAGAGUAAAACAUAAAUAAUAUAAAAAAUAUUGCUAAGCCAGAAUAAGUUCUAUCAAAGUUACCGUCCCAAAAUAGCAGCCCCUAUUAAUAGUUAAAAUAGCAAUUAAGCAACUAAAAUAUAACAAGUUAAGAUGCUGUGAUUACAAAGCAACCAUCCUAAGAAAAUAACUCAAACAAUUUUUCUGGAUCAACACCUUAAAAUAGCAAUAAAAAUCAAGUUUAACCUCAAAAUUCUAUAAAAUCUUAUGUGUCAUAAAAUAGUUCAGAGUCAAAAGAUUAAUCUUACUUAUAUUGA